CGUGUGUAUAAUUCAAUCCCCGUGGGACUCAGAGUCUGGCCUCACCCGCAGCUCGGCCGAUUGGCUGACGGUGUCAGCUCCCCGCCCUCCGCACCCCCGCGUCCCAGGUGGCUCAGGCCCCCAGUGGCGAUCUCUGUUUACCGAGAAAGCCGGUCCAGGUGGGGCUCCAUCUCGGCGCUCACUCCCCUCGGGGGCCCCGCCCGCGCAGCAAGCGGGGAGGACACCUGGCCCAGCUGCUCCUUGUCCUUCCCCUCCCCCCACCGCCCGGAGAGGUCGGACGGCGAUGACUCCCAAGCCGGCCGGACCCCCGGACGGGGGCUGGGGCUGGGUGGUGGCGGCCGCAGCCUUCGCGGUGAAUGGGCUCUCCUACGGGCUGUUACGCUCGCUGGGCCUUGCUCUCCCUGACCUCGCGGAGCACUUUGACCGAAGCACUCAGGACACCGCGUGGGUCAGCGCCCUGGCCCUGGCGGUGCAGCAGGCAGCCAGCCCAGUGGGCAGCGCCCUGAGCACCCGCUGGGGGGCGCGCCCCGUGGUGAUGGUCGGGGGCGUCCUCACCUCGCUGGGCUUCGUCUUCUCGGCGUUCGCCCGCAGUCUGCUGCACCUCUACCUGGGCCUGGGCGUCCUUGCCGGCUCCGGCUGGGCGCUGGUGUUCGCCCCGGCGCUCGGGACCCUGUCCCGUUACUUCUCCCGCCGUCGAGUCCUGGCCGUGGGGCUGGCCCUCACGGGCAACGGGGCCUCCUCGCUGCUGCUGGCGCCCACCCUGCAGCUCCUCCUUGAUUCUUUCGGCUGGCGGGGCGCCCUCCUCCUCCUCGGCGCCAUCACCCUCCACCUCGCCCCCUGUGGCGCCCUCCUGAGACCCCUGGUGCUCCCUGACGACCCCCCGGCCCCACCCCGCGGGCCCUUAGCCGCCCUCGGCCUGGACCUCUUCGCGCGCCGGGCCUUCUUGGUGUUCGCCCUGGGCACAGCCCUGGUCGGGGGCGGCUACUUCGUCCCCUACGUGCACUUGGCUCCUCACGCUUUAGACCUGGGCCUGGGCGGGUAUGGGGCGGCGCUGGUGGUGGCGGUGGCUGCGGUGGGGGAUGCGGGCGCGCGGCUCAUCAGCGGGUGGCUGGCGGACCAGGGCUGGGUGGCUCUCUCGCGGCUGCUGGCGGUGUUCGGGGCCCUGACCGGGCUGGGGCUGCUGGCCGUGGGGCUGGUGCCCUUGGUGGGCAGCCGGGAGGGCUGCGAAGGGGCCCUGCUGGCCGCGGCCGGGGCCUACGGGCUCAGCGCAGGAAGUUACGCGCCCUUGGUGUUCGGGGUGCUCCCGGGGCUGGUGGGCGUCGGAGGCGUGGUCCAGGCCACUGGGCUGGUGAUGAUGCUGAUGAGCCUCGGGGGGCUUCUGGGCCCUCCGCUGUCAGGUAAGGGCCCGAGCGAACAGAUCUGCUCGCAACCGUCCUCUGCCCGGGAUCCCAGGCCCCUAAAUUCCUUUCCCCUUCCUCACAGGCUUCCUAAGGGACGAGACGGGAGAUUUCACCGCCUCCUUCCUCGCCUGCGGCUCUUUUAUCCUCUCCGGCAGCUUCAUCUACAUGGGGCUGCCCGGGGCGCUGCCCUGCUGCCGGCCAGCCUCCAGGCCGGCCACGCCUCCCCCCGAGAGGGGGGAGCUGCUCCCAGCUCCUCAAGUCGCCCUGCUUUCCCCUGGAGGCCCCCAGUCCGCUCUGGACACUGCUUGUUGACCACGAGUUCGAGCCCCACCCCCAGCAAAGAAUUUCUAUCCAGUUUCUUGCAAGUUCCAACUGUUAGCCAAUCUGGGAGGAUGAAAACAUUCCUUCUACGUAAGAUAUUCAAGGGGGCCCCGGGGGGGCUCCAUCAGUUAAGCCUCUGACUCUUGACGUCACUCAGGUCAUGAUCUCAGGGUCAUGAUCUCAGGGUCCUGAGAUUAAACCCUCGAGUGGGCUCCCUACUGGGCAUGCAGCGUGCUUAAGAUUCUCUCUCUCUCUCUCUCUCUCUCCCCCUCUGCCCUUCUUCCACUGUCACUCUUUUUCUCUCUCUCUCAAAAAACAAUAAAAACACAGGGAAGCUCGGAGAAGUUGCCUACCUGUCAGCUUCAGUGUGUUGGGAUGAGGGCUCAGGAGGGAGGGGGCCAUCUGCCCCAUCCGGACCCCCCAGCUAACCCCUCCCUGCAUUUCAGGCUCCUUCCCCUAGCCCGAGGAAAAUGCUGGACCGGACUUCAGCUCUUGCUGUAGCAGCUCCUUCUCCCAAGCCACCCUCCCACCCCUGUGUCCUCACCACUGUCCUCUAAGUCUCUGGAGACAGUAGGAAAGGGGAGGUCUGCGGGCCAGACGGAGGGGGUGUGGUCCAGACAGCAGAGUCCAGGGUUAAAGUGGGGACCUUCCCUCCACUUCUUAGCCACGAGCCCACUUGGCCAACCCAAGCACACAGGCCCCAGCUCUUUUUGAGGUCUGAUG
Molecule: messenger RNA, 2444 nt
Organism: Mustela erminea (ermine)
Lineage: Eukaryota; Metazoa; Chordata; Mammalia; Carnivora; Mustelidae
Gene: SLC16A11
Product: solute carrier family 16 member 11
Exons: 4
Coding region: 284-1861 (525 amino acids)
Biological process (GO): monocarboxylic acid transport; transmembrane transport
Molecular function (GO): monocarboxylic acid transmembrane transporter activity
Source: RefSeq, a predicted model, not a curated record